AUGGCUUCGGCUGGUCCGAUCUCUCGCUGGUUGUCUCGGUCAUUGGAGGCAUCUGCGCCGACUUAUUUCCCCUUAUUGCCGGAUAUCGAACGGCGUCAAGCUGGCGGUAUCACCGCAAUCACGCCUGUGGCAGCACCUACCCAGCAAUCGUUUACGUACGACGAGCCAAUACCAACUACAUACCAUGCGUCAUCCACAACUCAUAACACAACCACCAGCCAGAGGCCAACUACGCAGCAGCCAACUCCACAGCAACCAACCACGACUCAUAGUACAACUACUAGUCAGAAGCCAACUAUGCAGCAACCAACUACAACUCAAGAGCCAACUACAACUCAAGAGCCAACUACAACUCAAGAGCCAACUACAACUCAAGAGCCAACUACAACCCAUAAGCCAGUCAUCACCUCUCAUGUGUCCACUACGACUCGGCGAUUCAUAUCCUCAUCCACAAACCCGGGAAUGCUGCUUUCAUCAACAAUAACUAGCGUAUUACCUGCGUAUAUUCCAGGCUCAACAUCCUCUCCCGAUUCUUUGGUGGUGCCGAGUUCAGCCCAAUCUUCAUCGGCUACGCUUCUAGGUGGAACAACCAGCAUCAAAGCUACCACAGCCACAUCGCCAAUAUCGACCUCUACGACGAUACACCCAACAAUAUCACCGGUGCCCACAGUGCCCACAAGUCGUAGCCCAACGGUCGGAGUCAUUCUACCUCUAGGAGGAGCAAGCAGCAGCAAUUAUUCCACGUUCACACCGGUGGUAUCAACCUCCGAUUCCAUCCAACCAGCAAAGGCUACGCAGGCAUCCAUACAGCUUCUUACCUCAGAAUCCAAGCCAGUGGUGACCGUAACCGAGCCUGUGAUCGUAUAUGUGACUCAAGGAGCGCCAGCUCCCUUCUCGACAAGUGUCAUCCAUCACGCACCCAGUGUCAAUAGUUCAUCGGUAUCAUUGGCAAAUUCAACGUCUGUUGAACCAACAACUACAUCUUUGACGUUUGUGACCAUCCAUUCCACUGCAACAUCGGUUGUUCGUGUCACUGUUUACCCAACAUCAUCACCAUCAUCUGCUUCUUCGCUUUCGGUCUCAACCGGGAGCACUUCGAGUGUGAAUGCAACGCCAGUUGUUCCUAUGACCGUUGACUCGACAACACUUUCGCUUCCUUCAUCGUCUUCGUUGUUGUCGUCCUCCUCGAGUGAGAUUGCUUCUGUGGUAACAGCUCACGUCACUUCCACGAGUGUUGUUCCUCUGACUGUUCACCCAACUACGUCGUUGCCUGUAUCUUCGUUGUUGCCGUCCUCAAGUGAGAUUGCUUCUAUAGUGACAAUCCGUGUCACUUCCACAAGUGUUGUUCCAGUGACCGUUUACUCGACAACAUCGCCAUCUGCUCCAUUGUUGCCGUCUUUAGGUGAGACUGCUCCGCGUGAGACUGCCCCUGUUGUGACAGCUCAUGUCACUUCCACAAAAACAAUUCGCGUGACCUUGUAUGGUACUGCUACCCGAGCAGCGAAAACUACACAUACAGCAGAUCCCACAUCUACUGUGGAUGCCAAUAUCGCUACCACAACCUCUAAGGCAGGCCAAGGCAUACUUACUGUGAAUCCGGUUACGCCGUCUGGCUUUAUCACGAUCACUGAGACUGAGACGGAGACAAAGACUAAGACAGUGACAGAUCGCAUUACUGAGACUGUUACUGCCACCGUCACUCGGAAUUAA
Penicillium psychrosexuale is the source of this 1710-nucleotide messenger RNA. RefSeq lists its product as uncharacterized. The transcript has 2 exons. NCBI's taxonomy places the organism in Eukaryota, Fungi, Ascomycota, Eurotiomycetes, Eurotiales, Aspergillaceae. The coding region runs from base 1 to 1710 and encodes 569 amino acids. The record is from RefSeq and is a predicted model, not a curated record.